AUGGCAUCUCAUGCGGCCGCGACUCCCGCGGCAUCGCGCCCCGCGCCGGUCUCUCUCCGCCUCGCCGCGCGUCGGUCGUGCUCCCGCGGUACGGCCACGGGAGCGGCGGGAUCGUCGGCAUCCGGUCCCGCUUUCUCCUUCCCGGAGCAGCGCGCGCGUCGGUCGGGCACCGCCUGCUCCGCCGCGACCGCCUCCUCCUCUAAGGCUGGAUCCAACGGCACGCAGACCGACAAGUCCGAUCGCCUCUCCCUGGACAACAUCCGCGCCUCCCUCAUCCGCCAGGAGGACUCCAUCAUCUUCGGAUUGAUCGAGCGAGCGCAGUACUCGAUCAACGCCGCGGUGUACCAGCCCGGCGGCGUGGACGUGCCCUGCUUCCACCCCGACGGCACCCGCGCGUCCAUGCUCGAGUUCAUGCUCCGCGAGAACGAGCAGACGGGCGGGAAGAUUCGGCGGUACACCUCUCCCGACGAACACGCGUUCUACCCCGACUCGCUCCCGCUCCUGGUCAUCCCCGCCAUGUCCUACCCCAACCCCUUGGCGCCCGCCGCGGAGGGCAUCAACAUCAACGCGCGCAUCAUGGACAUGUACGUCAACGACCUCCUCCCCGCGCUGUGCCAAGAGGGUGACGACUUCAACUACGGAAGCACCGGUCUCGCGGACGUCAGCAACCUCCAGUGCCUCAGCAAGCGGAUCCACUACGGAAAGUUCGUAGCCGAGAGCAAGUUCCAGGCCAAGCCGGAGGAGUUCACCGAGCUUAUCAAGGCGCAGGACGCCGCGGGGUUGAUGGAUCUGCUGACGUACAAGGAGGUGGAGGACAGGGUCGUGCGGAGGGUGACAAACAAGGCGGCCACCUACGGCCAGGACAUCUCCGAGGAGUUGCCGAGCGAUCUGGGCCUCAGGAAUCAGAAGGACAUCGAGUACAAGGUUGCGCCGGAGCGGGUUGGUGAGCUGUACAGGGAGUGGAUCAUGCCGAUGACGAAGGAUGUCCAGGUGGAGUAUCUCCUCAGGCGCCUCGACCACCUUUGA
Micromonas commoda is the source of this 1026-nucleotide messenger RNA. RefSeq lists its product with no specific name. Gene Ontology annotation, molecular function: chorismate mutase activity. The transcript has a single exon. The record is from RefSeq and is a predicted model, not a curated record. The coding region runs from base 1 to 1026 and encodes 341 amino acids. Gene Ontology annotation, biological process: chorismate metabolic process; aromatic amino acid biosynthetic process. Lineage: Eukaryota; Viridiplantae; Chlorophyta; Mamiellophyceae; Mamiellales; Mamiellaceae. Gene Ontology annotation, cellular component: cytoplasm.